Messenger RNA from Trichomycterus rosablanca, 6243 nucleotides. RefSeq names its product cytoplasmic polyadenylation element binding protein 4b (gene cpeb4b). The transcript has 11 exons. NCBI's taxonomy places the organism in Eukaryota, Metazoa, Chordata, Actinopteri, Siluriformes, Trichomycteridae. The coding region runs from base 449 to 2623 and encodes 724 amino acids. The record is from RefSeq and is a predicted model, not a curated record. Gene Ontology annotation, cellular component: cytoplasm; nucleus; neuron projection. Gene Ontology annotation, biological process: negative regulation of cytoplasmic translation. Gene Ontology annotation, molecular function: mRNA 3'-UTR binding; translation factor activity, RNA binding; ribosome binding.
ACGGCAGCAGCAUCAGCGGAGCAGUGAAACAAACAGACUGCUGGUUCAAAAAUAAGAAAGAAAUCUCCUAAACAAUGAAACCGUCGAUGAAUUUCACUGCAGAAUACUAAUAAAAAACAGUUCGCUGUACAUUUAAAUUCAAUGACGUAAGGUUGCUGGGUUAAAGCUGAGGUUAGCAGCUCGCUAGCGACAGAAGGGCUGUGUCAUUGAGAACCAGGACACGUCAGGACGAGGAAGAAAACGCUGGGAAGCUGCCGCUCAGCUCCAUUCUGUAAUCCUGACAGAAUAAAAAGCCCAUAUUUUCUAGAUUGUUCUUUAAAUCCAGUUGUCAUUGAGCAUACAGUUUGAGGUGUCGCAUUGGAGUGGAUCUUCUUCCAGUCAUCGCCUUGGACCAAGGGUAGCCAGUAAGGAUAAGAAUCUGUGUGGCAGUCCUGACCGGAAACCAUAAAUGGGGGAUUACGGGUUUGGAGUCUUGGUGCAAAACAACACUGGCAACAAGUCCGCUUUCCCUGUACGAAUUCACCCGCACCUGCAGCCUCCUCACCAUCACCAGAACGUGAGCCCAAACGCCGCUGCUUUCAUAAAUAGUACCACAACUGGGAAUGGCAGCACCGGGGGCUCUCCUUGGCUCUUCCCGGCAACCACAGCCCAUAACAACAUACAAGAUGAAAUCCUUGGUACUGAGAAGCCAAAAGUCCAACAACAGGAGCUGCAAGAAACGCAAGAGAAGCAGCAGCAGCAACAGCUCUCCCCGGCUCAUCAGGACAGCAGUAUCAUUUCGGAGCUGGAGAAGGCACGAUCUGAAGACAGCAAACCUGAGAACGGCCCAUCUGAGGGCACUAAUGGCAAAGAGAAGCUGCGCCUCGAAUCUCCUGUGCUGCCACCCUUUGACUAUCAAGAACCUUCAGUCCAGUCUAGCACAUCCUCAUCCUCCUUGACCAGCUUCAACAACUGGUCACCUGCUAUAGCACCCACUCCAUCAGCUAUUGUCAAUGAGGAUGUGGGCUUCUUCAACGCAGCUAGCAAUGGCCCGUUGCUGUUCCAGAACUUCUCGCAUCAUGUAGGCCCAGGCUUUGGUGGCAGCUUCUCUCCUCAGAUUGGCGCCGUCUCGCAACACCAUGCUCCUCCACCCCAUCCGCACUUCCAGCACCAGCAGCACCGCCGCUCUCCAGCCAGCCCCCACAACCCUCCACCCUUUCCCCAUCGCGGUGCCACCUUCGGCCAGCUUCCUCAUCUCUCCAGUGGCCUGAGCAAGCCACCCUCACCCUGGGGUGCAUAUCCAAGCCCUUCACCCUCACCUUCUUCAGCCUCCUGGAGUCCAGGUGGUGGUGCCUAUGGUUCCGGAUCUGGCUGGGGUGGUUCUCGCGGAGCUGACUUCCGCCGUGGCUUGAAUGGUGCCGUGACGCCACUUAGCUCUGUCUCACCGCUCAAGAAGACCUUCCCGAACAAUCAUUCAGCCUCGCAGAAGUAUCCCCGCCCUGGCGCUGCCUUUAAUCCCAAAACUUGGAUGGAUGAGACCGUUGGGCGUAGUGACAACGUCUUUCCCUUCCAGGAACGCAAUCGAUCAUUCGACGGCUUCAGCAUGCACUCUCUGGAGAACUCACUUAUUGACAUCAUGCGGGCUGAGCAGGACACUCUGAAAGGUCGCCUUGGAUUUGCACACCCAGGAGGGGACAGCCCUUUGCCCAUAAAUGCAAGGAAUUAUGGAAGGCGACGAGGUCACUCGUCCUUGUUCCCCAUGGAGGACGGCUUUCCUGAUGAGGAGAGGGCUGAGCAGAGCCUACCCGGUCUGGGAUCUCCUCACUGUUUCCCUCAUCAGAAUGGAGAGCGAGUGGAGCGCUAUUCGCGCAAGGUCUUUGUGGGUGGCCUUCCCCCUGACAUAGAUGAAGAUGAGAUUACUGCUAGCUUCCGCCGCUUUGGACACCUGUUUGUGGACUGGCCUCACAAGGCUGAAAGCAAGUCUUACUUUCCACCAAAAGGCUAUGCGUUCCUUCUGUUCCAAGACGAGAGCUCUGUACAGGCUCUGAUCGAUGCUUGUAUUGAAGAGGAUGGCAAGCUCUACCUGUGUGUGUCCAGCCCCACCAUCAAGGACAAACCUGUCCAGAUCCGCCCCUGGAAUCUAAAUGAUAGUGACUUUGUGAUGGAUGGAUCUCAGCCGCUGGAUCCCCGAAAGACCAUUUUUGUGGGUGGAGUACCUCGCCCUCUUCGUGCAGUGGAGCUGGCUAUGAUCAUGGACAGGCUGUAUGGUGGCGUGUGCUAUGCAGGGAUCGACACAGACCCGGAGUUGAAAUACCCUAAAGGAGCAGGGCGGGUCGCAUUCUCUAAUCAGCAGAGUUACAUUGCUGCUAUCAGCGCUCGUUUUGUACAACUGCAGCAUGGCGAGAUCGAUAAACGGGUUGAAGUGAAGCCAUACGUCUUGGACGACCAGCUGUGUGACGAGUGCCAGGGCACACGGUGCGGAGGCAAGUUCGCGCCUUUCUUCUGCGCCAACGUCACGUGCCUCCAGUAUUACUGUGAAUACUGCUGGGCGGCCAUCCACUCGCGUGCAGGCCGGGAGUUCCACAAACCACUGGUGAAGGAGGGCGGCGACCGACCUCGCCACAUCUCUUUCCGCUGGAAUUGAGGUGAUGCAGGCAGGCAGGGAGAGAGAUGGGGGAGAGGAGAGAAGGCUGGGAGUCGCAAAAUCAUCGUCUAAAUAAAUGCACUUUCUGUUGCUGUUUCCUUUUUAAUUUAAUCAAAACAAAAAUGGCAUUGUUUAAAUUUGAGGUGGAUGUAGCCAGAAAAAAAAAUUUGAUUCAAUUUCUAUGGUGAAAGUUGAGUACUGGAAAUUUGUUAUUGGUAUCUGUGUGACUUAAAUUGGCUAUUUGCGAAUAGAAUUGGUAGUAUUGUGUUGUAGUUUGAUUUCAUUUAAGAGGAUACAGAGCAGACAUGAAAAGCUGUCGCUUAAAGAGUGCACUUAUUAUUUUAAAUAGUGUGCAGAUGCAGUUUAAGAGCCCAGGGUUUUAACCAAAGCUAAACCACAAUUGAUUUUUAAUAACAGCCAAACAAGUGCAAAAACGAAAUCCUUUAACAAAAUCAAACAUUCAAAAUUUGAGACCAUGCUAAUCUCUAAUGCCAUUUUUAAAGCGAUCGAUUACGCAUCUGGGCUUAAUCUCCAUUAUACAUGCAAGAAAACUUAUACCUCAAGCUUAGCUGCUAGUUUUUAAAGCAAAAUGUAGAAACCAAGCUGGUCUCCCCCUUUACAUGCAGACCACAGAAAGGAAAGAAUAUCGUGCUGUCACUGCUUAAUUACAAAAUAUUGAAAAUGAUACAAAGCAUUUUACUCCUGAAUGUACGGCAUUAAACAUUCAGCAGCAUUUUCAUUCUUGGUGGCCCUACAGAACUAAACCAGUUUGUCUUUUGUCUUUUAACGUGUGCUAAUUUCCAGGCCUUUAUUCAGAAAACAAACCCUUUAGCCGACCGAUUACACCUUUCUAAUGGCAAACAAGAGUAGGGCUGAAGUGCCGGAAACUUAUCCCUUCUGUUCUGCAGCACCUGUGCCCAAUCAGCCUGAGUUUUGAAGCAUAACUGAAGGUAGUCCACAUCACAUACCCCUUCACUCACACACACACACACACACACACACACACACACACGUCUUCAGGUCUUCCACUCUGACCUGCAAGCUAGUUUUACUUUCAGACGUUAGGGAACCAAAGACGGAUGUGCAGUAGUGAGCAGGAUCACAGCUCACGUAUUUCUUCAUUUCCCUCCAAGUCUCAUUUCAGUCGAUUACUUUUGCCCCACACCUCACCCCCCCUUCGCUAUUUAAGACCAGACAAACCCCACCGAACCAAAGAUUGGCCUUGAAUCCAUAAGCAUGCAGUCAGAAUCCAGAGUAACACUAGUGAAAAAUAAAAAAAUCUAAAUAAAAAUAAACAAAAAAAUAACACUGAGCCUAGUGCACGCUGGCUUUUCCACAAGUUCACCUGCUUCUUUUCCAAAGGUCAAAAAAAGGAGGCGUUUGUAGUUCAGAAGUCGGGGAUCAUUUAGAGGAGUUUGUGCUAGCUGUCGGAUUUUAAAGCUCAAACCUGAUGCUUUAAAUCUUCGCAUCUAGUCGAUGGUUGAUUCCAGACUUUCAGGACCUGAUUGUGCUAGUAUAUAAAAAGUCAGGGAAAUAGUUAUGAAUUAGAAACUUCUUACACUAGUGAGAAACGUAUCCUCGCGCUGGCUUGAUGUUGGUCCAGUGCACCCACGCAGCGCCACCACUUUAAGCUUGUGGGUGUGGUGGUUAUACAUUUUAGAAGUUAAAACUCUUUUUGAAGAAUUUGCUGUUAAUGAGAUAAAGAUUAUUUUCUACAUGGCCUAAUGAUUUUUGGUACAGUGUUUUCUAGCUAAAUUAUUUUGUCAUGCACAUAUAAACAUUUAUUAUGCACUACUUUUCUAAAUACUUUAGUUUUUUUUCAACAGUCAUUUUAGGCACAUUUUUCACAAAUGGGAAAACUCCUUUUUGCAAUACCUCAAUUUUUCGCAUUGUGAAAGGUAGCUUUUGUACUUUUGUUACUGAGAGAUCUGCAUAUAUGGAAAUUUUCAUUUAAGAGAAAAAAGACAAGUGAUUUUAAUAUAUAUUAUUUUCAAUUAUGCUUUUUAUACAUUUCAGUGCUGAGGAAUCUUUACAACUAAGCGCACACUUGCGUUGAUGCGACUUCAAAUCUGCAGAGGUUAGAUCAAAGUAUAUAGCUUAAGGUCUUGGAUCUUGUACACUAGACUUUAAUGACAAUAUAUGUAAAAAAAUACAUUUAAAAACGCAUGGCAAGAACAAGUUGUCAUUAACUUAAUGUUAAUAUUUAAAACUGUUAUUCUAGUUGGAAAAAUAACGUGUCAUUUUGGUUUCCUCUCCAUAGCUGGAAUAUAAACUAUAAUCUAAGUAAGGAGAAUGCUAAAUUUGGAUGACUCACGUAUCACAAGAAUGGAUGUUUGAUGUUUAGAUAUUUUACCAUUUGAAAACUAUAUAUUCUUGAACUGCCAACUAGCUCCUAUUGUAAUCCUUAGCAUGCAUGAUGACAAAAAUAAGUACAUAAAUUAACUAUUAAAAUUAAUUGUUGUGGUUGUGCACCAGAUGUUUCUAAACUUUUAAUUUUUUAAGGACACCCUGCACCCUCUUGUAUAUUAUUCUCUUAUGCCUUCCCCAUAAUCCAGUAUGUUUAGGACACACAGGAAAAAAAGCAAACUUAUAAGCGUAAAGAGAACUUUGGAGAGAACUAAAACGUUAGCCGUGCAGGGCAAGAGCAUCUUAUCAGACACUGUUGAAAAGACUUGAGAACUUCAUCCCUACUGUCUGUCUGAAGUUAAAUCAGAAACCUAUUUGGAGGAAGGGGAACUUUAAGACUUGAAUGUGGUAAAUGUUGCAAGUUAACUUCGAGUUGUUAUGUGCAAUACUUUUUUUGAACUUUUUUCCAGAUAAAGACUCUUUGCAAUGUAAUUCUUUAAUGCCAUUUUUAAUUGCUGACAUUUAAAAGAAGAUGUUGAUAUGUUUUUCACAGUCAUUUUCUACUGUUAUUGUAAUCCUUUUCAUGCUGGUGUUUGUAAAAAAGAAAAGAAAUCAAAACUAUUUGUACUAAUAUAAAAUAAUUGAAGUUAUUUUUAAAACAUUAAAGGUUUUUGUGCUCAUUUGCUUAUUUUGUUUAUUUCAAGCUACUGUGAUUGCAUUGUAAUUAUUAGGUCAAUAAUGUAUUUAGCUGUUUAUUGGUAUAUUUUUAAUUGGAAUGUAUAAUUAAUUUUUAUAAUUUUGAUCAGAUUUUUUGUUAUAUUUUUGAGGUGAAGCUUUUAAUAUGUUAAAGUGUCUAGUUUUUACUAAUUGCUAUAUUGUGCUCCACAAUAUAUGGUUCACAUUUUCUGAAGGAAAAUAAAUAUUUAAAUAUCUGUCUGUUAAUGAUGUUACUUAAUGGCUAAAUUUCAAUAGUUUUUAACUGUGUAUGGGAAGGUUGUUGUAUUUAUUAAUAGCAUUUUUUACUUAAGAUAUCACCUUAAUUUGUAUUGUCAUUUCACUUUAUAAGUUCCUAUUUUUGUAUUUUCCUUUGUAAUUAAGUUAUGUUAUACAAAUGUCCAUAUUCUAGCAGUUGGUCUGUAAGUGCUAGUAAAACAAAAAGAAAAAUCUAAUGUUAUUUAAUUGUUUGCAGCCAACUAUUUAUAACAAUAUGCAUAAUUUUUAAAUAUUUGUAAUGUGAAAUGUUGAAUGAAAUAAAUCUUAACUGUGACAAGGCA